Molecule: messenger RNA, 1113 nt
Organism: Didymosphaeria variabile
Lineage: Eukaryota; Fungi; Ascomycota; Dothideomycetes; Pleosporales; Didymosphaeriaceae
Product: Potassium channel
Exons: 3
Coding region: 1-1113 (370 amino acids)
Biological process (GO): potassium ion transmembrane transport; stabilization of membrane potential
Cellular component (GO): membrane
Molecular function (GO): potassium ion leak channel activity
Source: RefSeq, a predicted model, not a curated record
AUGCCCUUGGCCGAGAAGAACGCCCAAGGCAUGACCUAUUUCAAAGCGCUCUACUUCUGCUACGUAUCGCUCUUAACAAUCGGCUAUGGCGAGUUUCCCCCAUCACGCGAAGCGCACAGUAUUCAUACUCAUACCUCUGCAGGAGACCUAGCCCCCAAAUCCGGCGCAGGCCGCUGCUUCUUCGUCAUCUGGUCCCUCAUCGCCGUGCCCACAAUGACCAUCCUCGUCUCCGACCUUGGCGACACCGUCGUCGACAAGUUCCGCCGUUGGAGCGACAAAUUCGCUGACUUUACCGUCCUUCCUAAGCAUGGUAUAUGGCGUACCUUCCUCGACAAGCAUCCUUCACUCCUCAGACUAGUGGACUGGCUGCAGAAGCGGGCUGCAGACAAGAAAGCGAAGAAACGAGUAGAAAGGGGUUUCGAACUAGAUAACCCAGAUAAGCCGGUAGAGGAUCCGAACUGGGAUGCGCAGGUCAGAGAUGGAGCUGCUGCUGAGGCGCAAAUCCAGGAAUCAGCAGUCAAUGCGGAUGAUGAUGCUAUCACACCGACGCUGCCUGUGUUGGCGGCUGAGGAGGAGAAAGAUGCGUUGGGGAGGUUUCCGGGCAAUAAGUCUAUUGCGCAUCACAUUGCGCUUUGCAUCAAGCGCGUUGCUGCGGACAUGCACCUCCCCAAACCCAAACGCUACACCUUUGAAGAAUGGGUCGACUUCGUACGGCUGAUUCGCCUGACCGGCAACAAGACCGGGUAUCGGGGUGACUCCGAUGAAGAAGAUGAAGAGGGGUUGGUAGGAUGGGAUUGGAUUGGCCCAGAUAGCCCGCUGAUGAGUGGGCUGACUGAGAGCGAGUGGUUGUUGCAAAGGUUGUGUGAAAGCUUGGUCAGGCUGGCGAAGAAGCCGUAUGUGCCUGUGGGCGAGCAAGAGCUGAAGCGGGGUGGGACAAGGGAGGACGAGGGAGUGGAUGGAGAGGACUGGGUGGAUGGGUGGGUGGGCGAUGGGGAGUAUGCCAGACAUGAUCAGAGGCCGGGUGGUGCUGCGGAUGCAGAGUCGAGUAGUUCUGUAAGUGUGAAGCCUGGUGGAGUUAAAGCUGCCGAGGAAGGUGCUCGGCGAGUGACCUAG